AUGGAUUUUAGGAGAUUAUCGCAUCAGGCUAGAAACAAAAAAUUUGGAGUCAAUAGUGAAAAUAAGCUCUUAUUUAAUAUCAAAUGCAAAACAAGAAUUACACUAUUAUAGGUUGGAAUUGAUAGAAGAAGAAAUACAAACUGUUUUUCAAGAUAUUGCUUUAUUUUCUGAAGAUAAUGAGGAAGAAAAUUUUAAUAAUUUGGAUAAGUCUGAGGAUUUUAUUGACUCUGAAGUUGAAGAUCAAAACUUGGAAAUAAAAAAUUUAAUUACAUUAAAUAUUAUUGAAUCAAAUAAUGAUGAUGAAAAUAUUAAUGAUAAUGAUGAUAAUAAUUUAAAUAAAGAUUUGAAUAAUGAUAAAAUUGAAGAAUUUGAUGAAGAUAAAUUUGGAGCUAA
Dentiscutata erythropus is the source of this 393-nucleotide messenger RNA. Lineage: Eukaryota; Fungi; Glomeromycota; Glomeromycetes; Diversisporales; Gigasporaceae. The record is from the annotation of a GenBank genome assembly.